This is a messenger RNA of Eriocheir sinensis (Chinese mitten crab), 1304 nucleotides long. RefSeq lists its product as uncharacterized. The transcript is spliced from 2 exons. The record is from RefSeq and is a predicted model, not a curated record. Lineage: Eukaryota; Metazoa; Arthropoda; Malacostraca; Decapoda; Varunidae. The coding region runs from base 20 to 1159 and encodes 379 amino acids.
GAAUGGUUUACACCAUAGUAUGAACAAAGACACUCUCGCUAAACUCGGCGACACCUUUAAACAGUUGGCUCGUCCUUCAAGUGAGGAGGAAUUGGAGCAAGGUGCAAACACCGGUGAUUUAAAUGUGGUGAAUUUGCGAUCGGGGGCUACGUACUCUUCCCUCCCAAGGGAUAGCGCCCCUUCACCUUCAGAAUCGUCUGAAUACUUAACCCCCACUCGGCCGAACACAAUGCCUGUCGAUCCACCUCCCCCUCCUCCUCCUGGGGCCCCACACCACUUCCCCCCGCCCCCGAUUCGGGUCAUUCCAACUCACGCCAGUAUUCGACAAUUCUCGGGAGGCGAGACCGAUUUUUCGGCGCGACAGUUUUUAGAUUUGUGUGAAUCUGCCAUCGUAAAUUCCUCCAUUACGGAAGAUCAUGAUAAAAUCGCUUUCAUUCGGUCACGGUUACUUCCAGGCUCUCGGGCACUGAAUUUGAUGCAGUCCUCAGCGUUCGCUUCGGGGGACAUUGGUGUAAACUAUGAGGUUUUUAAAGGGAAUUUCAUUAAAAUCUUCGGGGGCGGGAGUAAACCAAGCAUCGUUAGACAGAUGGCACACACGGUUGAGUCCCUCCAAAAAAAUUCCUCAACAAAGCCGAUUUGGGACGCCAUGAUUGAGGCCAAUCAGCUGGCGGUUGACUGUGUCAAGAGCUUGGAAGACGCGCUCUGGCUUCCAGGGGGCUGUAUGCAAAAGCACCAGGUGAAGACAGCUUUCGAGUUGUUUUUUUACUUAUUUCAUAUUUCAGAGAAGAACCGCCGUUCUGCCCUCCCUUUGGCCUUCAAACCGAGCGGGAAGUUGGUUGACUUCGUCUCAGAGUUAGAGGUCAAGGUUCAGGAACACCCUCACCAUCAACCCCUCGCCACGGCAGCAGCAUUGCAAGCACAAAAUCAUGAUGUUGCGUUUUCUGAUCAUCUUGUUGUCCCUCGGCUCCCUGCUUGCAACAACACCCAUCCACCUGAAGCCUGGUGCCCUCACGGCACACAUAGGAGAGGUCUUCCUCAUAGAAGAUGUGCUCCUCGUAAAAUAUCCAUAUACUUCCUUGACCAACACCACGGACACAAUCAGGAUAGUCUCAGAAAAACUACUCGGCAUGGCAGACGCUAUCCGGGCUACCAAGACUAGGGAAUCAAAGGCUCCUUCUAGUACCAACUCUCUGACUCUUUUUCAACUACUGGAGGAUAGGAUUCUGUUCUUACGGGGAAAAGUUGAUGAGGUAAACAUGGAUUAUAGUUUUCACUCAGUUCACUCUCGGGUAAAGAGGGGGUUG